Molecule: messenger RNA, 1803 nt
Organism: Aspergillus mulundensis
Lineage: Eukaryota; Fungi; Ascomycota; Eurotiomycetes; Eurotiales; Aspergillaceae
Product: putative siderochrome-iron transporter
Exons: 4
Coding region: 1-1803 (600 amino acids)
Biological process (GO): transmembrane transport
Molecular function (GO): transmembrane transporter activity
Source: RefSeq, a predicted model, not a curated record
AUGUUGGAUGACGUAUGGGCUGGGAGCUCCACGUGCUCCCUGUCUAGCGAUGGGAUCUCUGUCGAAAAGAUGAAGCAGGAAUUUCACAAAGCCUGGCCUCAAUGCCCAGAGAAAGCCAUGGAUUUCGAAGUCAACGAGAAACCGCCGCAAGAUGAACCCGUGGAAGUUGCUGGUGUUACCAAAAUCAAGGCUGUCGAAGCUGUUGGUGGAAAGAAGGGCAAAUACUUCAUGUACGCCGGGUUGGCAAUGAUCAUGAUCAUCUUCGAGCUCGACAAUUCAACCGUCGGGACGUAUCGAAACUUCGCGACGUCCGACUUCAACCAGCUCGGGAUGCUGGCCACCCUGAACACCGCCGCCAGCAUUAUCACUGCUAUCGGCAAGCCGCCUAUUGCAAAGUUAUCAGACGUGCUCGGGCGAGGCGAAGCAUACAUCAUUACUGUCACCUUCUAUAUCCUCUCCUACAUUCUCUGCGCCUCGUCAAAGUCUUUCGACACCUAUGCUGGCGGCUAUGUCUUCUACGCACUCGGCCAGGCGGGGAUGGCCAUCCUCAACUCCACGAUUGUCUCGGAUCUCUCCUCAAUGCGUUGGAGAGGGUUCGCGUACAACAUUCUCUAUAUUCCGUUUCUUGUCACGCCGUGGGUCUCCGCGUUCAUCGUUGACAGCGUGGUCCACGGAAUUGGUUGGCGCUGGGGAAUUGGCAUGUUCGCAAUCUUGAUGCCGUUCUGCGCGAGCUUUAUCAUCAUCACUCUCCUGGUCUUUCAGCGGCGCGCAAAGAACGUGGGUCUCAUUCUCAAUGAGCGCCUCACCAUCUACAGCUUCUGCUCUCGAAUUGACCUAGGCGGUAUAAUGCUUCUCAGCGGUGGCUUCGCAUUGGUUUUGAUACCCAUUACUCUCGCGGCUACUGCGACUGACCGAUGGUCCACACCCUGGGUUGACGCCUUGAUCGUCCUGGGCGCAAUAGUUCUCGUCUCGCUUGUACCAUAUGAAAAAUAUCUUGCGCGCCACCCGAUUGUUCCGGUGCGCUACUUCCGGACGAUGUCAGUGGUCCUCUCUGUGCUUCUAGGCUGCAUUGACAACAUCGGAUACGGCGCAACACAUACCUACCUCUUCGUCUGGUCCAUGGUCUCGCACAACUUUUCCCCUCGCGAUGCCCAGUUCCUGACCUACACGAACGGGGUCGCCCAAGCGUUAAGUGGAAUCGGAACAGGGCUCCUAAUGUAUCGAUACAGAACGUACAAAUGGAUUGGCGUAGCAGGCGCCGUUGUCCGAAUGGUUGGGUAUGGGGUCAUGGUACGCCUGCGCACGAAUGAGAGCUCUGUCGGGGAACUCUUUGCCGUGCAGCUCGUGCAAGGGCUCGGCAGCGGCAUUAUCGAAACUAUCAUUAUCGUUGCGGCGCAGAUAUCUGUCCCACAUGCUGAAUUGGCCCAGGUCACUUCGUUGGUUAUGCUUGGUACUUUCUUGGGCAAUGGGAUUGGAUCAGCGGUGGCGGGAGCUAUAUAUACUGGGCAGCUGCGGAGCCGGCUGCGAGUGCAUUUGGGCCCGGGCGUCAGCGAAGACCAGCUUACGAGACUUUAUAAUUCGAUUACGGGGACGUUGCCGGACUGGGGGACUGCUGAACGAACUGCUGUCAAUCAGGCUUAUUCCGAUGUUAUGGGGUACAUCACCAUUGCAGCGCUAGCCUUUGCUGUUCCAAUCGUCUUCUUGUCUCUCCUUCUACCUAACAAGAAGCUCGGCGACGGACACAACCUCGUACAAGAGUCGCCAUCGUCAGACUCAGUCGACGAGAAAAAGUCUCACAUCUAA